AAAGACUAAGUAAAUAGCAUUGUCAUUGCUUCAUCAGCUUGCAUGCUGUAUAUAUAACUGAAUGUUAAGAUCUCAUUUUUUCCCCACCUCCAAAUCCUUCUGGAGGCAGUAUUUACCUGGUCACUAUUAGUUGCAACAGGUAUUGGAUUAUUCACUUGUUUUGUUCCGCCUUCGUGAAAAUAAACUGAUUACUGAAGUUUGGCCGACAAUAAGAAAAGAAAAAGAAAGAAAGAAAGAAAGAAAAAGAUUAGCUCUGGUUGGACGCUAGCUGUGAAUGCAGGUGGAAGAAAACAGGCGUGGACACAGUAAUUAUUAUCCACCACUAAGAAAGAACCUUGUUGUGUUACCUGCUUUGGUCUAGUGUAGGUUGAAGCAGGCCAAGGUCAUCAGAAUGCAGUGGUUUUGCAGUUUGUGAUGAAUUCUAUGUCUUCCUGAAAUGACCAACAAGCCAAAGAUUACUGACAGUAAAACAUAACGGCAUCCACACUUAAAAACGUUUGUCUUUCCACCUGAAAAAACCCAUGGUUUUAUCCAAUAGACCAGGAGCUUUCUUUUAAUGUCUGAGAGUGCUGGAAUUCUAUUGGCUGUGAAUGGUUGCAGGUGUGUCGUGCAGCCAAUCGGAUAACAGCCUGAUGCAGACUGUUAUCAUGGACACCACCUACGGGCCAACGAACGGACCGGUCUUGAUGCAAAUGCCGGAGCCAGACCUCCUCGAGAAUGGGGCGAAGCACGACAACCACCGGUGCUCCCAGGACUCGUUCCUGGAGUACGCGUCGCGCCACACCCGCCUAGCGAACAGCGGACCGACGAGCCGGCGGAUCGAUCGGCACUACUCAAAGCGCAUGCGACGGAGACUCGUCUACAAGAACGGGGAGGUGAACAUAACGCAGACGAACAUUCGCAAACGCAGGAGGCGCUACCUCGCAGACAUUUUCACGACGCUCGUCGACAUCAAGUGGAGGUACAACCUGAUGUUGUUCGCGCUGGCCUUCACCUUGAGCUGGCUCACCUUUGCUGUGAUAUGGUGGCUGGUGUGCUUCUCGCACGGGGACCUCGACCACCUGGACGACAAGAAGUGGAAGCCGUGCGUGAAGGAGAUCUAUUCGUUCAUCUCUGCGCUGUUGUUCUCCAUAGAGACGCAGCACACAAUCGGGUACGGGUCCCGCCACACCACGGAGGAGUGCCCCGAGGCCAUCGUUCUCAUGAUGUUCCAGUCAUGCUUCGGAGUCAUCUGCCAGGCGCUCAUGACAGGAAUCGUGUUCGCGAAACUCUCCCGGCCGAAGAAGCGCGCUGAGACCUUGAUGUUCAGUAAAAACGCCUGUCUUUGUAAGCAGGAUGGUGAGUUAUGCCUUAUAUUCCGCGUGGGCGACAUGCGCAAGUCGCAGAUAGUGGAGGCCCACAUCCGGUCAGUGCUGAUCAAAAAGAAAGUGACGAAGGAAGGCGAGGUGAUGCCUCUGUACCAGUUCGAUGUCGACCUGGGCUUCAACGAAGGCCGGGACAGGCUCUUCCUCGUCUGGCCCGUGAUCAUUGUACAUAAAAUUGAUGCAAACAGUCCGUUCUACGAGAUGUCUCCGGAUGACCUCCACCGGGAACAGUUUGAGCUGAUCGUGAUUCUCGAGGGAAUUGUCGAGUCCACGGGUAUGACCACGCAGGCUCGCAGCUCCUACCUCCCGGGGGAGAUCCUCUGGGGCCACCGCUUUGAGCGGCUCGUCACCUUCCAGAAGGAGAACGGCCAGUACCAGAUUGACUUCUCGCGGUUCCACAAUACCAUUCCAGUAGAAACUCCACCGUGCAGUGCCAAAGAACUUGCAGACAUGACUGCCACCGGCACGUGUCCCGAUUCGAAUUUCAUCGACGAAGAUGAGAACACUUCGAUUGGAUCCAAGUCCAGUCCAUACGUGAUCAAGCGACACGGGUUUGCCCAGACGGAAUUCUAUGACGACGAUAUUGACGAUAUGGGUAUUGAUAUUGACUCGUCGGUUCACAGUAAGAGGAGUUCAAGUACAGAGAUAGAAACGAGGGAGGAGUCGGAAACAUUGCUAUGACAUACAGCCAGCUCCAGCAACUGUGUUUGGAGUAAAUGCAGCAAAGGAAAACAACCAUCGAGACCAAAGUGGACUUCUUAGCUGAGUAUCAAUCAUACACUCGUGUAUAUACACCAAAAAUAACACUGUCCCAUGCAUACCAAAAUAACAGUGUCCCAUGCAUUCACAAUAUGUGCAAAGUAACCAAACCAUUAUGCCAUUUUUGUGAUACUCAGGUUUUCUGAUGACAUGCAAAGCUGGUGCAGCUGUGGAUUAGCUUCUUCCAGGGAUCAAAGUCUAAUGGACUUACAGACCUCAGUUGGCUACUUCCAAAGACUUUUACAUCAGUAAGACAUUCUGGGACAAGGCUAUACUACCCUGAUAUGUUUCAGUUGGCUACUUCCAAAGAGAUUUACAUCAGUAUGGACAUAUUCUGAGGGAAGGCUGUUACCCUGACAAGUGUUAGUUGGCUACUUCCAAAGAUUGUGUUACAUCAGUAAGAUACAUAUUGUAUCCAGAAGCAAGGCUUGAUCCUACCUGUUUAUAGGUUUCGCUUGACUAUUUCCAAAGAGAUUUUGCAUCAUUAUGAUGCCAUGGGGCAAGUCACACUAAAUGGAGUUACAGUUUGUGGAUUCCAUAGAGUAAGAGGUCCUGUAAUUCAAACAUUUUGGACUGCAACUAUAUGUUUUGGAGACAGAGUCUACAUAGCACUGAUCAAUUUUAAAUUGCUACUUCCAAAGAGUUCCUUAUACAAGCAGGAUUUCUUGUACCAUAAGAAAAUAUCUUGUAUUUAGUCAUCUUCACUCAACGUCUUCUGCCAUUUCCUAAAGAGUUCUACAUCAAUGAGAUACAGUAUGUCCUGGACCAUUGCUUAUGAUACCUUUCGAAGUCUGGGCUUUGGGCUUCCACAACAUCUGGAAACUUUAAUGUCAUUCCAACACACUACAAAGUGCAUGCACCAGUUCACUAAAGACAUUACUAAGCAUGGGCCUAGGGCUGAUAUUUACUGGACUGAAUGAUGUCAGAUCUACCAGAGGCAGGAUGACCUGGUGCUUUGAGUCUUUGUUUUCAGCUUGCUGCUUUGGAAUAAUUCUACAUUGGUAAGAUAGCAUAUGGUAUGGAUAUCUCAAGGGAAGUUUCUAGUAUGUUGAAUGGCUUCAGUUCUAUUACUUUUCAAGAUAUCCUGACUUCCUGGAAAUUUUCGAAUUUGCAUAUAUCCUGAGGGUCAGAGAUUUCACUAGACUCAAUGAUUUCAUUUCAACAAGUCAUUCUGGACUGUCAAUCUGGAAGUGUGCUAAGGAGAAGAAGUGGUUCCAUGUGUACUAAUGUGAAACAUGUUGAAUACACCUGAAAUUUAUUCCCUGUUGAUCAACUGGUUUUAUUUGUUGCUGACUGAUGAUUUUAAGUAUGUGAUCCUGGCCUUGGAUACUUAUUAGAUUAUAAGCAAAAUAACAAAACUUAGGUUGGCUAAGGAUUAAAACACAAAACAAUCAUUGACCUCUGUUAACAUCUACGUUUUGGGAUCUGUGUGGAAUUCCUGGAAAAAUGAUAUAAAAUAAACCAAAUAUAUAAUCAGAAAAUUUCUGAUAUCUCUAGGCCUGCCAACAUGCCCUAGCUGCUUAAUUCAAAAUUCUUUGGUGUCCAGUCUGUCUUCUGAAAAAGUGGAGAAAUGCUAGGUUGAAGUGUAACCAGAAUAUCAGCAUCUGCAGCAGACCUCCAUGUAAAUGUGUGGAGAGGUUCCAGAAACAAGUGGAACCGAACCAUGCUUAGAAACCUUUUGGAAUCUGGAUUCAGACUCCACAUUGUUUACAUGAUUUAAAAAAAAAUCCUCAGACUGUGAGACUUAAGUCUUUAAGUCCAAACGGUGCAUUUUUAUAAUUUAGUAUGGGGCCAGUUAUGUUAAUGUGGGGCAGUCAUGACAUGAUGUGAAGUAUGCCUUGUCCUUAAUUCUAAUAUAAUGGAUUUUUUGUUUUGUGUAUAUAAGACUAUAUAAAUAUAAAAUAUUAAAUAUAUAUAUAUAUAUAUAUAUAU
This is a messenger RNA of Gigantopelta aegis, 4055 nucleotides long. RefSeq names its product G protein-activated inward rectifier potassium channel 3-like. The transcript has 3 exons. Gene Ontology annotation, cellular component: plasma membrane. Gene Ontology annotation, molecular function: inward rectifier potassium channel activity. Bases 591 to 2045 code for a protein of 484 amino acids. Gene Ontology annotation, biological process: potassium ion import across plasma membrane; regulation of monoatomic ion transmembrane transport. Lineage: Eukaryota; Metazoa; Mollusca; Gastropoda; Neomphalida; Peltospiridae. The record is from RefSeq and is a predicted model, not a curated record.